AUAAUAAACGUCCUGAGUAAUGAGCGGCUUGGGCUGGAGCAGGCAAGGUGGCCGGAGCCGGGCGGGCCAGGAAGAGUGGCGGCUUGUGAAGGAGGAUGGCCAUGGAGCUCUGCCCUGAAGAACAGUACUGGGAUUCUCUGCUGAACAUCUGCUUCUCCUGCAAACCUAUUUGCAGCCAUCAGUUUCCACGCACGUGUGCAGCAUUCUGCAAGUCGCUCAGUUGCCGCAAGGAGGAAGGCAGGUACUAUGAUCAGCUCCUGAAGGAUUGCAUCAGCUGUGCUUCCGUCUGUGGACGUCACCCCAAGCAGUGCACAUACUUCUGUGAGAACAAGUUCAGGAGCCAUGUGAACCUCCCACCAGAGCUCAAGAGACAGCGGUCUGGGGAAGCCGAAACCAGGUCAGAUGACUUGGGAAGGUACCAGGGAACAGAGCACAGAGGCUCAGAGGCAGGCCCAGGGCUGAAGCUGAGCGCCGACCAGUUGGCCCUGGUCUACAGCACACUGGGACUCUGCCUGUGUGCAAUCGUCUGCUGUUUCCUCCUGGCCGUGGCCUGCUUCCUCAAGAGGAGAGGGGACCAGUUCUCCUGCCAGCCCUCAGCCGCACCAUGUCGGACCCAGGCCAAGUCCUCCAAGGAUCACUGGAUGGAAGCUGGAAGCGCCGCGGGCACGCCGCCGGAGCCGGUGGAGACGUGCAGCUUCUGCUUCCCGGAGCGCAGGCAGCCCACCCAGGAGAGCGCGGGCGCGUCCCGGACCCCCGACGCCGCGCCCUCGGGGAGGUGGGGUCGCCUCGGCCCGUCCGCGACCGCACAGCCCUGCGCGCGCGCUCCAGACGGCGGUCUUGAGGUCCUGUGCGCGCCCGCGGAGGAGGGAGGCCCCGCCGCGUGACACGGGGGAAGGGUCGCCCUCACCUACACACCUGUAGUGAAGCUAUCCAUGCCUGAUGGACAGAGUCCCCGAGAGCCCUUCUUUAGAAAUAAAACCUUCCGCGGCUGCCCACUCCUCCCUA
Molecule: messenger RNA, 1005 nt
Organism: Mustela erminea (ermine)
Lineage: Eukaryota; Metazoa; Chordata; Mammalia; Carnivora; Mustelidae
Gene: TNFRSF13B
Product: TNF receptor superfamily member 13B
Exons: 6
Coding region: 96-884 (262 amino acids)
Cellular component (GO): plasma membrane
Source: RefSeq, a predicted model, not a curated record